GUGGCGGCGAGGGCAGAAAAGCCCCGCUCGACACCAUGGCAUCGAGCUAUGCCCACGCUAUGGAGAGGCAGGCCCUGCUGCCCGCCCGCCUCGACGGCCCCGCUGGCCUGGACAAUUUACAAGCCAAGAAGAACUUCUCCGUGAGUCACCUGCUGGACCUCGAGGAGGCGGGAGACAUGGUGGCCGCUCAGGCGGACGAAGGCGGCGGAGAGCCCGGCCGGAGCUUGUUGGAGUCCCCCGGACUGACCAGCGGCAGCGACACUCCGCAGCAGGACAAUGAUCAGCUGAACUCGGAGGAAAAGAAGAAAAGAAAGCAGAGAAGGAACAGGACUACCUUCAACAGCAGCCAGCUCCAGGCAUUAGAGAGGGUCUUUGAGAGGACACACUACCCCGAUGCCUUUGUACGGGAAGACCUUGCACGCAGAGUCAACCUCACUGAAGCCAGAGUUCAGGUGUGGUUCCAGAACCGGAGAGCCAAGUUUCGCAGGAAUGAGAGGGCGAUGCUGGCCAGCAAGAAUGCUUCUCUGCUCAAAUCCUACUCAGGGGACGUGACGGCCGUGGAGCAGCCCAUAGUACCUCGCCCAGCGCCGAGACCCACCGACUAUCUCUCCUGGGGUACCGCCUCGCCUUACAGUGCCAUGGCCACCUACUCAGCCACGUGUACCAAUGCCAGCCCAGCACAGGGCAUGAAUAUGGCCAACAGUAUUGCCAACCUGAGACUGAAGGCAAAGGAAUAUAGUUUACAGAGGAAUCAAGUGCCCACAGUCAAUUAACGACUGGAGGCAGCUGCCUUGCGGAAGGAAGGAGAAAAUACAAGAGCACCCAUCCUGCUUUGCAACUUGUUGUGCUGAAAGAAAAAACAAAUAAAAAAACCAAAAAAACCCCAAACACCACAAAAAAAAAGAAGAAAAACAAAAAAAAAAAAAGAAGAAAAAAAGCUGACCCUAACCCAGAACUGAACACGGGGACCAAACUGGGAAGAAACCGACCCGCUCGUGAGUGACCAGGUUCCUCCUUCCUUUUGGGAUAAUGCCACCAUUUUUUUUUGUGUUAUUGUCAGGUUUAUUGCUUCUGCUCAAUAUACUACGAGCUGCUUCAGUAAAGGACAGGCUCACCCUUGUUGGUUUCCAUUUUUGUGUGGGACUGCAAGAAGAAACCUCUGCCAAUCUCGGCCCGUGGACGUGUCCCAGCUGCCAUCACGCUGAGAUGCAAAGCUUGCUCCUCCUCUGCCCCCUGCCCCAGCUCACCCUAGAAGAAGUUGUUUGGCCACCGCUUUCUGUUGUACCCACUUGACCCUCCAUCCCUCCCAUCCCUGUGCCCCAGAGGCAGCGCCGGUACCGUGAAGUCUGCGAGAAGCCCGUGAGUCCAACGAGAUGGAGUCGUCCCGCCCAGGUUGCCUGGACCGGUCUUGAGGAAGAUCUCCUCAGGCCUCACAGUGCUUUGUUUGUUUCCUUGAGUGUUCCCAGCACCGCUGCCUCGAAAAGCCAAAGAAGAUAGAAAAGCCAAGGGGCAUAGUGGGGGGAUCGCUCUGUAGUGCCAAGAAUAGGACUAUUAGGACACUCCUUUCUAUGCCUUAACAGUUUGUGCCACGGGGAAAGGCGUUGUCCAGAUGCAUUUGUUUUAUAUAUACUGUAUAUAUUUAUAUAUAUAAGAUAUACAUGCAAGCUUGGUUGGUGUUUUUUAUUAAACAAAAUAAAAUCCAUUGAAAAUGUU
Molecule: messenger RNA, 1713 nt
Organism: Colius striatus (speckled mousebird)
Lineage: Eukaryota; Metazoa; Chordata; Aves; Coliiformes; Coliidae
Gene: PRRX1
Product: paired related homeobox 1
Exons: 4
Coding region: 36-773 (245 amino acids)
Biological process (GO): regulation of DNA-templated transcription
Molecular function (GO): DNA-binding transcription factor activity, RNA polymerase II-specific; DNA binding
Source: RefSeq, a predicted model, not a curated record